This is a messenger RNA of Fibroporia radiculosa, 1827 nucleotides long. RefSeq lists its product as uncharacterized. The record is from RefSeq and is a predicted model, not a curated record. NCBI's taxonomy places the organism in Eukaryota, Fungi, Basidiomycota, Agaricomycetes, Polyporales, Fibroporiaceae. The transcript has 8 exons. Bases 1 to 1827 code for a protein of 608 amino acids. Gene Ontology annotation, cellular component: cytoplasm.
AUGUCUCGUGGUGCACUGAAGAUGUUGGACAUCCAGAACGGCGCCGUUGAGCUUCCAGCCAUCAAAUCGUCCAUCCAUUGCGGCUAUGGGAUGGUAGCAGUUCCCCAUAAAUCGGACCCACUCCUCGUCCUUCCAGUCAAUGCUUUCGGAAUUUCGACUACAUUCUUUUGUUUCUCCAAGAAAUCCAAAGAAUGGAUAUACAAACCGCAAAUCUCAGAGAUCGACGAGCCUCUGUCGAGCUCAUCCCAAUCCCACUCUGACGCUGCAGCAAAUGAAGCAGUGCUCUUGUGCUGCAACCAGAUUGUCACUGCAAUCAGCGCACGUCUUUUUGCUGUCCCCCAAUCUGAAUCAGAUGGGCAGCGUCCGCUUCCGGGUACACAAAAGGAGCUCAAGAAUAUCAAGAUGAUGCUCAAACGUUUGUCAUCUACGCGCGUCUCACUUUUGAUGUCCAAUGAGUCUGUGGAAGAUGUACUGGCCGGGAUGAAGCUGACCGAUAUCAUCAAUUUGCUGCGUCGACGUGGAGGAUUUGCAUUCCUUUCCGUGUGCCAGACUGCUGCGGAUGAUCAAGAGCAUGAAGAGUCCGUUCAUCUCGCUGCGGGCAUGCUCCUUGCUAGAUAUGGCGCGAUUUCCACGAUGUGGUCGAUACAGAACAGUGACGCGCCUGAGGAUUCCGGGGUUAACGUGCACUUCUGGAGUAUAAAAGCGGGUCAGCAAGACGGUGGAAUGGUAUCAAUCAUCCGCAUAUUUGACUUUCGCUUUCCUACGCUGGAAAUGUCUUUUGCCAAAUACCCCACCCGUCAGCUCGGUCGUGAUGGACCUAUCGUCAGUGCCAUUGGAUAUGGUACCAUGGGCAUCGGCGCAUUCUACGGAAAGACGGACGACGAGGAAGCAUUGAGGACACUCACCUACGCCGCUGACCGCGGUGUCACAUUCUGGGAUACUGCAGACAUUUACGGAAAUUGCGAGUCUGUCCUCGGAAAAUGGUUCAAGGCCACCGGGCGACGCUCAGAGAUCUUUCUCGCGACCAAGUUCGGAUCCAUGGAUUUGACUCCCGGAGUGGAGAACAUAUAUAAGCCCAACAGCAAGCCCACAUACAUCAGGCGCCAGCUAGAGAACUCGCUCAAGGAAUUGCAGACGGACUAUAUCGACCUGUACUAUCAGCACCGUAUGGACUAUGAUGUGCCAAUCGAAGUGGUGCUCCAGACAUUACGUCCGUACUUUGCGAGCGGUAAAAUCAAGUACUUUGGGCUGAGCGAAUGCAGCAUCGACGUCUUGAGGCGCGCAAAGGCUGUUCCGGGAGUAGGCAAGAAGGUGGUUGUAUGCCAGAUGGAAUACAGUCCAUUCACACUCGAGAUUGAAACUUCUGGCUUUGUCGAGGCGGCCCGUGAACUUGGAGUCAGCGUUGUCGCAUACUCUCCUUUGGGGCGAGGGCUGAUCAGUGGAGAAUACAAGUCCCCGAAAGAUUUUGCAGAGGACGACGUGCGGCGCUUGCUGCCCCGUUUUAGCGAGGAGAAUUUUCCCAAAAAUCUUUCCCUCGCCGACAAGUUCAGCGAGAUCGCGGCAAAGUACGGUGCUACGUCAUCGCAGCUGGCACUCGCGUGGAUCCUCGCGGAGCACCCUGACUUCAUUCCCAUCCCUGGUACGCGGUCUGUGCGCAGGUUUGAGGAAAAUGCGAAGGCAGCGGAGAUCCAGUUGAAAGAAGAGGAUGUGAAGGCGCUCAGGACAGCGGUGAAUGAAGCAGAUGUGCAGGGCGCGCGCUACCCGGAUGUAUUCAACAAUGGGCAGGAAGAUUGCAUCCUGCUUAGUGAGUGGAAGGGGGAACAGUGA